Molecule: messenger RNA, 3698 nt
Organism: Chelonoidis abingdonii (Abingdon island giant tortoise)
Lineage: Eukaryota; Metazoa; Chordata; Testudines; Testudinidae
Source: RefSeq, a predicted model, not a curated record
GUGGGGAAUGAGUCUUGCUGUGUAUGGCUGAGAAAGUGCUUUGGAUCGGUGGCUGUAAGGUGCUAUAAGGAAGACAGUUUCACGCCAACAAGCUGCUGCAGGGAAGGUUGGCUGGAGCUGUCUCCUCUGCAGGUGACCGGCGUGGCUACUGGAGACUGAACGGCCUGUUGGAGCUGUGCCCGCCCCGUAGGACAGCAGUGAACAUGUCUCAGAAGAGAAGGAACCGGCAGGCACGUGACGCGGAGAAGAUCACGGCCAGUCCUGCUGGCAGCGGGGAUGCAGCGAGGACUGGAGCUGCUGCAGCACCCCGGGGGCAGCUGAAAGGCAAACGGAAGGUCCUGGCAGAGCCCAGUGGGGCGGAGAUGUUGACCGUGGAUAAGAGGAGGAGGGAAGGGGAGGUGGCAGAGGGGGGAGGAGCUGGGAGCCUGGGGGAAGCCGUGAGGCAGGCGCGGCUGCGAUUUGCCCCCUCUGUGCAGGACUUCAAGUACAACAAGAAGCGAGUGCGCCUGGUCUCGCAGGACUCUUACCUCAAGGAUGCCGCCAAAGGUGUUGUGUACUGGAUGUCUCGAGACCAGAGGGUGCAAGAUAACUGGGCUUUCCUGUACGCUCAGCGCCUGGCCCUGAAGCAGCAGCUCCCUCUGCACGUCUGCUUCUGCCUGGUGCCCAAGUUUUUGGAGGCCACCAUCCGUCACUUCGGCUUCAUGCUGAAAGGCCUGCAAGAAGUGGCCGAGGAGUGCCAGGAGCUGGACAUCCCCUUCCACCUGCUCAUCGGCUUUGCCAAGGAUGUGCUGCCUGCCUUCGUGGUGGGCCGUGGCAUCGGCGGAGUGGUGACAGACUUCUCCCCGCUCCGUGUCCCCAUGCAGUGGGUGGAAGACGUCAAGGAGAGGCUCCCAGGAGAUGUGCCCUUUGUACAGGUUGAUGCACACAACAUUGUCCCAUGCUGGGUUGCCUCAGACAAGCAGGAGUACGCAGCCAGUACAAUUCGACGGAAGAUCCAUGAUCGGCUCUCGGAGUUCCUCACGGAAUUCCCUCCCGUCAUCAAGCACCCGUAUCCGUCCGCAGCCCCGGCAGAGCCCAUAGACUGGAACGCCUGCCACGCCAGCCUGCAGGUGGACUGCUCGGUGAAGGAGGUGACUUGGGCGACACCGGGGACGGCCGCGGGGCUGGCUGUGCUGGAGUCGUUCAUAGGCGAGCGGCUGAAAUCCUUCGGCACCGACCGGAACAACCCAAACAGGGCAGCACUCAGCAACCUCUCGCCGUGGUUCCACUUUGGCCAGGUCUCCGUCCAGCGGGCCAUCCUGGAGGUGCAGAAAUAUCGCAGUAAAUACAAGGAGUCGGUGGAUGGGUUCAUCGAGGAGGCGGUGGUCCGCAGGGAGCUGGCCGACAACUUCUGCUACUACAACAGGAACUACGACAAGGUGGAAGGUGCGUACAACUGGGCCAAAACCACCCUGAAGCUCCACGCCCAGGACAAGAGGUCUCACCUCUACGAGCUGAAGCAGCUGGAGGAGGGGAAGACGCACGACCCGCUCUGGAACGCUGCCCAGCUCCAGAUGGUUCACGAGGGGAAGAUGCACGGGUUCCUACGCAUGUACUGGGCCAAGAAAAUCCUGGAGUGGACCCGCUCCUCCGAGGAGGCCCUGAAGUUCGCCAUUUACCUCAAUGAUCGCUAUGAGCUGGACGGCCGGGAUCCCAACGGCUACGUAGGCUGCAUGUGGUCCAUCUGCGGGAUCCACGACCAUGGCUGGACCGAGCGGGCCGUGUUCGGGAAGAUCCGUUACAUGAACUACGCUGGCUGCAAGAGGAAAUUCAACGUGGGACAGUUCGAGCGCAGAUACGAUCCCCACCAACUGGGCCAGUAGGCUUGUGAGGGAGCAGCUCCUGCUGAAAACAGGCCUGCAGGGGCUUGUGGGGCGAGGUCUCUGCUGGGCCUUCGAACAUUUGCAUUUUCCCUGAAUACCAUUGAAAGGCCCGUGCCUCUGAGCCAAGAGCCAGCGGGGACUCGGUUGCCUUUGCCAUGGUACUGCUCAGCCUCUUGUCUACGGAUUCCCCCAAGGCAGCAGUUUGGGCGCAAUGCCGGGAGCUGUGGCAGCAAAACUCCGCUUUUCUCGAUGCCCAAAGUUCUCUCUGACACAGCCCCGGAUGUGCCACCUCCCACUACUAGCCGGGGCCAGCUGUAAAAGCUCCUUUGAUAUUUCUAGAGGGGACAGGCUCACCAGCCACCCCACCUGCUCAGGGAGGAGACACUGUGCCUUUUCCAGCGUAGCCCUUGCCUGCAGCAGGUAGACAGACCUGGUCUUAGAGCUCUGGGAUGGAAAACAGCAGCAUGUAGCUUAGCGCUUCUGGAUUGAUGGUGUGUAGAACGAGCUGCUGGCAGGCAGAGUUGGGGGAAGCUCAGAGCAAAUCCACUGCUGCUGGCAGGAGCUCAGCUUUCACGCAGAGCAGGGAAGAUGGGAGCUCCCAGGGUGAAACAUACUGACCUCAAGUGGCUGCGUUACUUCUUGGGGCUUUCCCACCCCACCCCACGCAGUAAGCAGGCAGGGUUUUCAGAGUGGCUGUUACAGACCCCGCUGCAUGUCACUGGGCUUUUGUCUUAAACCUUACAACACCCAGCCCUGGUGUCCAGGCCAUUUCUGCAGCAGCAUUUCGAUGGGCUCAGAGGAAGAUGAGACCUGGAGCUGCCCAACCCUUGUCCUAAACCUUAGCAAGCUACAGCUCAGUUCAGAGCGACGGUCCACCAGCCUGGAUCUGCUCAGACAGCCUGAGAUGCUCCAGGGAUUGGGACAGUUGGGCACUACUGGCUACCCGCAGCCACUAGUGUGGCACGAGGCCGUGAAGCAGAGGCCAGACACGGUCAGCCCAGCAUGUUUUUAUGUGUGACUGUCUCGUUUCUGGAGUGUUCCUAAGCUCUCUGCUGCAGCGUUGCACCUUUACAAAGGCGGCUCUUUCCAUGAGUGCGUCUGCCCUGACACCAGCAGUUAGGGUUCCACCCCGUCAGCGCUAACAUUACCCAGAACACUAGGGGGCACUGUUGGGUCAAAGAAAGCCAAGAACAUACCUGCACCUGCCUAUCCUGAACUGUGCAGCAUCAGGUCAGGGUUUAAUCCAACUGGAAUAUUGACUUAAAUGGUAAAUUAGAACAGCUCUUCCUGCAUCACUUGGCUUUCUGGGCUGGUCACCCAUCCACAUCAGAACCAGGCCUGAUCCUCCUUAAUAACACAACUACAGAUUGAACCUCUCUAACCCGGCACUCCCUGGUCUGGCAACAUCCUUGCUCUGGGAUAGGUGCCAACUCCAUGGGUGCUCCUGGGCUGGAGCACCCAUGGGGAAAAAUUAGUGGGUGCAGAACAUCCACUGGUGCCAAGCUCCUCCCUCUGCUCCCCUCCCUCCAUGCCUCUGGGACCAGUACCAGCCUGGGGCAGAGAGGGGUGCAGACAGGGGUAAGGCUGGAAUCACAGCUGGGGGUGGCUGCGGAGCCCUGCCAACUGAGACCCUGGGCACCAGGAGAGGGGCCUGUAACCAGGACCUCGAGCAAGGGGCUGGCAACCGGGACCUGGUGCCGGCAUUGGAGCCCCUGGGCAGGGGGCCACACUGGCUGCAAAACCUGGGGGUGUUGUAACCUAUGGAGACCCGCUGGAACUCUGCAUUGACCGCCUGCAGUUCGGCAAAUUCUCUGGUUCAGCACCGAUCAGAUCCCA